Molecule: messenger RNA, 858 nt
Organism: Aspergillus homomorphus CBS 101889
Lineage: Eukaryota; Fungi; Ascomycota; Eurotiomycetes; Eurotiales; Aspergillaceae
Product: B3/B4 domain-containing protein
Exons: 2
Coding region: 1-525 (174 amino acids)
Molecular function (GO): RNA binding; phenylalanine-tRNA ligase activity
Source: RefSeq, a predicted model, not a curated record
AUGGUAGUCGAGAACAUCCCGCGCGGCGCCAGCGAUGGAACAAGCGAGACCCUCCUCCAACAAGCCGAAACCCACGCGCUGACGCGACGGGCGGAGGCCGGCCUGCCGCCCGUCAACCGGCUGACGGACAUCUACAACGCCAUCUCCAUCAAGCACGAGCUGCCCUUCGGCGGCGAGGACCUCGACAAGUACGACGGCGCCCCGUUCCUGAUCCGCGCCACCGGCACCGAGCCAUUCCAGACCUUCUCGGGCGGCGAGCCGCAGAAUGAGCUGGCGGCUGGAGGCGAGCCGAUCUGGUGCGAUGCCUCGGGCAUCACCUGUCGCCGGUGGAAUUGGCGGCAGGGUCCCCGCACCGCGUUGCCGGAUGAGACGAGUCGGGUACUCUUCAUUAUUGAUGCGUUGGGGGAGGUGGUUUCUGAUGAGGCGCUUACGAGCGCGGCAGAUGAGCUGGCGGGCGUGCUGUGGGGUCUUUCACCUGAGGUACGGGUCGUUCGUCGGCUUAUUAGUGCGUCGUCGUCGGAUUGAACUAGGAAUAUGGAGUCUUGUUUAGGUUGUGCUUGGUUUCUGUCAGUAUUUUUAUGCGAUGGUGAAGUAGAUGCAUAUUUAGAUUAUAGACUUCUGCUUCUUCUUCUUCUUCUUCUUGACCCUCCAAAGUCUUGGAUCAAUGCUCCCUAUUGUCGGCGAAGGGCUCCAAAAACGGAGUUUCCAUGGACUAGAAGAUUCCAGAAAAAGUCUGCGCUCCUGCUUAAACUGUUGUCACUCAAAUUAGCAGGAACCAAGGUCAUCAUCACUGGGAUAUGCAGAAUAUUCAGCGUCUCACUGCAGCAACCUUACCCGGGAAUCAGUUCCGGGUUUGCG